AGAGCGACUACUUCCAGUGAGUAGACGACUUGGGUAGUGUCUUAAGUGUUGUCAGCGAAUUCAACACAUUAAGACAAUUCACCAGCAUGCGGAAUCUACUUCUUCAGUUCCUGCUGAUAAGCAUUUCAGUACAAUCUUACUAUAGCUUACUACCACCACCCUUUAAAGAUUCAAAACUUCGAAAGAAAAAAAUUGCAAGUAAUUUUAAGCUAACUAAGGAGGAUGUAGAAGACGCCAUCAACUUCACAUUGAGAUAUGUGAAAAAACUAGAAGGUUUUGAACAGUCUAUAUCAUGGCCAAGUCGUAUAGAACCUGGAACGCCAGUACACGGUUUAUUUUUGUCGCAAGCGCCGGACUUAAAAGCUAUAGAAAGAGGCAGACAGGCUCUGGUAGCUACUAAAGCUUCUGCACAACUCGCUUACACCUGCUGUCACGAGUCGGGUAUGACUCUGGAAACUUGUAGUAAUUCUUUGAUUCAAUCAAACUUCCUACAAUCAUCUUUGAACGAAUCUUGCAGCUAUCUGAUAAGGAAGUGUAUUGUAGAGGAGGCUAGUAAUAAAUAUAGAUCAAUGAAUGGAACGUGUAAUCAUGUCACAAAAGCGAGUAUUGGAGAAGCAUUUAGCGCAUACGAAAGGUUAUUGGAUGCAGAUUAUUUGAAUUUUUUCGACGUUCCAAAAAGAUCUGUUACAAAAAUGCCUCUACCAAGCGGUAGAAAAAUUAGUACAGAUGUAGUAAUUGUUGAAAAAGAUCCUCUCACGUCACUCACCGUAGCCUUUACUGUGUUUGGACAGUUUAUUGAACAUGAUUUAAGUCAGUUUGCAUCUUCCGUUAUGAUGAAUUUCAACAAUUCAUUUAGUUGUUGUGAUGUCACCGGCUUUGAUAUGGCACCAAGGUACAGGCAUCCUUUUUGUAUGUCAGUUUCUGUGCCAGAUGAUGACAUUUUUUAUUCCAAAAGAAGAGUAGAGUGUAUUAGUUACACUAGAUCAUUUCCUGCGAUGAGAUCUGAUUGUUCAAUGGGAUAUUUGGAACAGCAAAAUCAAGCUACACAUUAUUUAGAUGGAUCCCAAAUAUAUGGAAAUUAUUUAGAAAAAUCUAUGCAACUUCGUUCGAAACAAAAAGGAAAAUUAAACACAAACGAUAAUAACUUAUUACCAUUUGCCGAUGAACCCAAACAGAAAUGCCAAGUACAUUCAGAAACUGAUACUUGUUUCGUUUCUGGUGAUCCACGUGUUAACAUGCAUCCUCAAUUAAGUAUUAUGUAUACGAUAUGGGUGAGAGAACAUAACAGAAUAGCUGAAGCGUUGUCAAAAAUUAAUCCGGAUUGGGACGACGAGCUGCUCUUUCAAGAAUCUAGAAGAAUCGUUAUUGCUGAAAUGCAACAUAUUACCUAUCAAGAAUGGUUGAAGAAUUUAUUGGAUGAAAAAUAUAUUCAUUCCAUUGAGAAAAAUCCAGAGUAUUCGGAAGAUAUAAAUCCAUCCGUUUCCAACGAGUUCGCUACAAGUGCAAUAAGAUUUCUGCAAGCAAUGUUUUCAGGAAACAUAAGUGUUGUGAAUAGAGAGAGAGUACUACUUUCUAUUCUGAAACUGUCCGAUCAUUUUAAUAAACCCGGUGUUAUAACACAGGAAAAUAUGUUUGAUUACAUUCUGAGAGGUAUGGCUACUGGUCUUGCUCAUAAAGUUGGAGUUAAUCAUGCUAAAGAUUAUAUUAAUGAGUUCUUGACUGACGAGAAUUAUGGUUACGAUUUAUUAAGUAUAGAUAUCCAAAGAGGACGAGAUCACGGACUGCCAAGUUAUACAUUCUACAGACAACAUUGCGGACUACCUAAAGCCACUCUAUUUAAAGACUUUUUAGAUGUUAUGUCAAAUGAGACUGUUCAAGCUAUAUCGAAAGUAUAUUCCCACGUAGAUGACGUUGAUCUAUUGAUUGGUGGUCUCUUAGAACAGCCAGUAAAAAAUUCUCAGCUUGGUCCAACGUUUUCAUGUAUAAUUGGAGAUCAAUUUUAUCGAACGAGACGUGGAGACCGUUACUUUUAUACUAGUACUAAUCAACCUACUCCGUUUAGUGAGUCACAAGCUGCUGAAAUAGAGAAAGUCAGCCUUGCAAGAAUUUUUUGCGAUAACUCCAAUAUAGAUAAGAUACAACGUAAAGUAUUUGAACAAGUUAGUCCAAGCAAUCCAUUAACGAGCUGUACUUGUGAUCGUAUACUAGAAAUAGAUCUGAAUCUAUGGAAAGAUACAACAGGAAAUAACUCGACAAGUUAAGUUUUAAAUCAGCUUUGGGCAAUUUUAAUGCAAGACUGAUGUGCAACUUAACGAUUCCGUUUACUUAAAUCCUUUUUAUAUAUACUGGUUUACAUAAUAUUAUACCAUUAUUAUUUAGACACAUUUUGAAAUUUUGUAAUUGCUUGAAUAAAAAUAAAAAUGACAA
Molecule: messenger RNA, 2427 nt
Organism: Diorhabda sublineata
Lineage: Eukaryota; Metazoa; Arthropoda; Insecta; Coleoptera; Chrysomelidae
Product: peroxidase-like
Exons: 12
Coding region: 87-2261 (724 amino acids)
Biological process (GO): response to oxidative stress
Molecular function (GO): peroxidase activity; heme binding
Source: RefSeq, a predicted model, not a curated record